CUUUCAUUGAUUUCUCUCUCUUUCUUCCUCCUCUCCUCUUCGUGUCUUGCCCUCCGGCAUCAGCGGCGGCGGAGUGGCGGGGUUGCGGCAUUGGGAGCUGACGUGGCCGCCGGAGGAGGAGCAAGGCGCGCGGCGCCGCCGGCCAUGUGGUGAUCUGGGGGGGCUUGAUCCCGCCGGAGUGGUUCUUGGGCUGAGAGUGCGGCGCCCAUGAACGGAGCAAGCUCCGGCGGCGGCGGCGGCGCCGGUGCCGGCGGGGAUGGGCCGUUGGUGUACCAGCGCUGGAAAGGGAACAAUGUGUUUGUUCUUCAGGGGAGGUUUAUAUUUGGACCCGAUGCAAGAUCCUUGUACGUCACCAUGUUCCUCAUCAUCGCGCCAGCGUCAAUCUUUUGUUUGUUCGUUGCCAAAGAACUGAUGAAUAACUUUUCUUAUGGUCUGGGAUUACCAGUAAUGAUUUCAGCAGUUGUGUUCACGGCAUAUGACUUGAGCCUUCUACUUCUCACUUCUGGUAGGGAUCCAGGUAUAAUACCUCGGAAUGCACACCCUCCAGAACCUGAAGGUUUGGAUGGCAAUGCAGAGGUUGGAUCUAACCAGACUCCACCAAUGCGUUUGCCCCGAGUGAAGGAUGUUGUUGUCAAUGGAAUCACUGUGAAGACAAAAUACUGUGAUACCUGCAUGCUGUACCGGCCUCCUCGUUGCUCCCAUUGCUCUAUCUGCAACAACUGCGUUGAACGUUUUGACCAUCACUGCCCAUGGGUUGGGCAAUGCAUAGGACUUAGGAAUUACAGGUUCUUUUAUAUGUUUGUCUUCUCAACAACUCUGCUCUGCCUCUACGUCUUUGGGUUCUGCUGGGUAUACAUUGUUAAGAUCAGAAACUCUGAGCAGAUAACAAUAUGGAAGGCUAUGGCAAAGACCCCUGCUUCUAUUGCUCUGCUAGUCUACACAUUUAUUGCCGUUUGGUUUGUUGGUGGCCUCUCUGUAUUUCACUUGUAUCUCAUGAGCACCAACCAGACAACAUAUGAGAACUUCAGGUAUCGGUAUGAUCAACGGGCCAACCCAUACAACAGGGGAGUCAUGGAGAACAUUAAAGAUAUAUUCUUCUCUGCAAUUCCUGCCUCCAAGAACAACUUCCGCGCCAGAGUCCCAGUUCCACAGGAGCAAGGUCUGAGGCCUCGCCCAACCAAUGGUUUCAUGAGUCCAAACAUGGGGAGAGCCGUCGGUGACAUUGAGAUGGGUAGAAAGCCGGUGGCAUGGGAUGAGCCAAGGAUGGCAGCCGAUAUCGGCGAUCUGGGAGCAGGCCUGGGCAACUUGUUGGAGGACAAGGAUGGCAGGUUUCGCAGUGCAUCUCCAGAUCUAAGCCGUGACGCCCUCGCAAUCGGAGGCCUGGAUGAUCAAGGAUCCUCAGUGAUGAACCCAGGGCGUACAAGCUGGGGAGUUGAGGCAGGUCGAUGAUGACAAUGUUUAGUUGCCCAUGUAUGCAGUUAUAGUGGAAGACUCAGGGAUUUUUAGUGCCGGCUUGUUGCUAAUUUGGUGUUUGGGUUGAGAUUUGAGGUCACUGAUGUUCUUAGGCCUAUGACCUUGGGUGGUUGUUUUCACAUUUCCAUUUCUCCUUUUAAUUUUCUGUUCCUCCUUAUUGUCCCUUGUAUUUCCUGUAUCAGUGGUUUGAAGCAGUUGGUUGGUUGUGAGGUAUCCAGAUUAGUUCAGUUCUAAUUGUGUAUGUAUAUAGCUAGAGCACUGAACUUAAAGGGAUUGUUUUACUUGGCUUUGAUGAAUGAUUGUGAACAAGAUUGUAUUUUGCAGUGGACAAACGCCACUCACUUGAGCUGCCAUUCCAAGCUUAAACCUGUUGGUUUCGUAA
Molecule: messenger RNA, 1855 nt
Organism: Oryza sativa Japonica Group (Japanese rice)
Lineage: Eukaryota; Viridiplantae; Streptophyta; Magnoliopsida; Poales; Poaceae
Product: probable protein S-acyltransferase 7
Biological process (GO): peptidyl-L-cysteine S-palmitoylation; protein targeting to membrane
Cellular component (GO): Golgi apparatus; endoplasmic reticulum
Molecular function (GO): protein-cysteine S-palmitoyltransferase activity
Source: RefSeq, a predicted model, not a curated record